Messenger RNA from Diatraea saccharalis (sugarcane borer), 1905 nucleotides. Lineage: Eukaryota; Metazoa; Arthropoda; Insecta; Lepidoptera; Crambidae. The record is from the annotation of a GenBank genome assembly.
AUGGACGGUACGAAUGACAAGUGUGUUUCGAUCUUUUCGUGCAGUGACGGGAUGUCGUCGUUCGAAAUCGAGUGCGAGACGGAGUGCUCGGAGGCUCGCCGACUGAACGACGCCCUCGAUCGUGUGGAACGCGAUUCACCAGUGAGCGGCGCCGUUGUCGCCGCUAUACGCGACAUGAUUCGCGCCACAGAUAGACAACACUCGUUCUUGGCUAACGAACGAAGGACGCACGGCGAAUCAGUGCGACACAUCGACCGGCUCAUUCGCGCCCUCAGCGACGAUCUUCGUGCGGGGGCUUCGGAGUCGUCGCCGCGGUUCUCGUCGUCGUCGUCGUCGUCGUCGCCCCUCGAGGUCUCGCUCGAGCGCCGGCGGAGGCGGCGAUCGCGGCCGAGACGAACGGCGCACGGGACGUUCAGUCUCGUCAAACUCGCCCUGGAUGCAAUGAACGGCGCCCUCUUAGACGGCGUCAUAGCCACCGCUCACGCUGCUUCCGGGCGAUCCGAUGGCCACCACCAACACCGACAUUAUCGUUAUCGUCAUUGUCGCCGCCAACAUCAACACCAACGUCACCAGCGCUGCGACAGCGGCAUCGUGGUCGACGGGGUCGACGCCGCCCUCGACCUCGACUCGGAUCUCGCGUGCACAAUGCGGACCGCGUGCGCGGACGGCGCCGGCGCCGUCGACUCCGGUGCGGCCUCGGCCUCGGCCUCGGCUCUGGCUUCGAUCUCGGCCUCGGCCUCGGCCCCUUCGGCCGCGUCUUCGACCGUCGUCGCCGCUGCCGAUGUGCCUCCCGUCGCGAUCGCCACCGACUCUAUCGCCGACCGGAAGGAGGAAGACGACCACCAUCACCAUCAUCAAUAUCACAAGAUAGAGGAGGACGCCUUCGACAUGAACGAGUACUUAUUUCCGAGGGCGGAGGCGGCGGACUUGUCGCCGUCGUCGUUCGCGGCGGCCGGGGCCGCGACCGCGAUCGCGACUGAGACACUCGAGACGCCGUGCGUGAUCGAUUCCGAUCUCGCCACCAUAUUCGGACUCCCCGCUUACGGGAUCGCCACUUACUAUCUCACCGAGCAGGCCGCGGCCGCCGCUGCGGUCGCCGUGACGGCCACGGCCGUAGUCGCCUCCUCCUCCUCCUCUUCUGCGCACGUCUCAGUUUCGGAUUCCUUCCGCUCCGCCGCCGUCGUGCUCGCGUCAGCGUCCGCGUCCGCGUCCGUGCCCGCCUUUGCAUCCUUCGCGGUGGCGACGACGACGACGGUGACGGCGACGGCGACCCCCCUAGCGACAUCCGCGACUCGCAGGGGCGGCGCCGUCGUCGCUUCGAUCGGUUUGGACGCGCCCGCGCCCGCGCCCACGCCCCGCGAGGGCCGGCGGGCGCGCGGCGGUGGCCGGGGACGUGAAGAACAAGAAUCCCAACAACAACAGCGACAACAUCAACAGCGACAACAACGCGUGGACAUUCCGUCGAUAUAUCCCAGUAUCACCGAGGAGUGCCGUCUGUUUGUGGAGGAUGUAGAACAUAAGAACUAUACUCUACUCAAAAACAGACCGGGCAUGAAAGUGCGACAGUGUGUUCUCUGCGGCGGUGCGCUAACACAUCCCGUUAGCCGUCAUUUUAGACGGGUACACCCCAAUUACAUCUUCGACAAUCGGCACCCUCACUUCCCGAAGCCGUACUACUUUUAUACGGCCGCGGUCGUAAUGAGGUGCCCUGAGGAGCUGCGCCCUCCUGCCAGUGUCGCGGAAACGGUCCAAGGCUUCGAGCCUGGCUUCGCGGGCCCAUGAAAUGUGCACGAUGACGACAACUACUCGAACGCAUCGUACGGCAUAGUAUCGUUUCGUUCACCAUCUUCUCAGCUGAUUGUAAAUAAUUAUUAUUAUCAUCGACGAAUAGUGCAUCGUGCAUGA